Messenger RNA from Condylura cristata (star-nosed mole), 2644 nucleotides. It is a transcript of the gene LUZP2, whose product is annotated as leucine zipper protein 2. The transcript is spliced from 12 exons. Bases 252 to 1286 code for a protein of 344 amino acids. NCBI's taxonomy places the organism in Eukaryota, Metazoa, Chordata, Mammalia, Eulipotyphla, Talpidae. The record is from RefSeq and is a predicted model, not a curated record.
CUCCGGAGCGGCGGUGCUGAACAAUCUCCGGCACGGCUCGCCUCGCUGGUGACAUCACUCCCGAAGAUACUCCCCGUUCUCAGAGCCUGCGUUCGCGCGGCUCCGUCGGUUUGUCCGUUUCCUUCCGUCCGCUGCUGGAGAGGACUCAUUGCCGGCCGGGAACAGAACCAGGCACCCAGGGGACGACAGGACCCGGGAGGAGGAGGGAGAGAUAAGGCAGCGAGGGAAGGAGGACCCCGGCAGGCGACAGUAUGAAAUUCAGCCCAGCGCGCUACUUGCUGUCUCUCCUGCCAGCGCUCGUCCUCAGCACCAGACAGGACUAUGAAGAACUGGAAAGGCAGCUGAAAGAAGUGUUUAAGGAACGAAGCACCAUCUUGUAUCAGCUGGCAAGGACAUCAAAAGAACUUGAUGGAAUUAAAAACAACCUUAGGUCUUUGAAAAAUGAAGAGAAAUAUUCUAAAACUAAUGUUGAGAAGCUUCUGGAAAUAGGUGAGAAACAAAGAGAACAAAUGAAGACUCUCCAGGAGACCCUGCAAAGUCAACUUAAAGAGUCAAGUGAGAAAGCAAAUAAACAACAGGUGACUAUUAAUUUCUUAAAGAAUGAAGUGGAAAGAAAGAACAAAAUUAUCCGAGAUCUCCAGAGUGAGAAUAAAAGCCUGAAAAAUAAACUCUUGUCAGGAAACAAGGUGUGUGGCCUCCACGCAGAAGAGUCAAAAAAAAUCCAAGCCCAGUUGAAGGAGCUUCGUUAUGGGAAAAAAGAUUUACUGGUGAAGGCCCAGCAACUUACUGAGCUGGAGCAGAAAUUAGCUGCAGCGAAACGGGAGCUGGAGAAGGCAGCUCUUGACAAGGAAUCACAGAUGAAAGCAAUGAAAGAGAUGAUACGUCUCUGCCUGUCAGGUGUUUUCCAAGAUCAACCUUCUCCUUACACUGUAAGCAAGUCAACUCCAAGUCAAAUGUCAGCUCCACACAAGGAAAUGGAGUCUGCAGCUCAAGAUGCAAGUACAAGUGAGCAGCCUCAGGAAUACAGAGCUGAAAACAAUGAGGCUUCUGAAGUUGGAUCAUCUGUGCAACAAAAUCCGAACCUCGUUGCAUGUGAUUCUGAAAAUAAUGACACCAACUGUUCACCGAAGCAAGGAUAUGUCCUAAGCAAUAGCACUAGCAAAUCAGAAACUGCCUUGCAGAAAUUGCAAAUUCCUCCUUGUACUGAAUGCAAGAUGGAAAAAAACCAGGAAAAGCAGUUAACCAGCUUUGAAGGGAGGGCAACUAGAGAAGAUAAAAUAUUGUAAAUAUCAAGAAACUGUGUGAGAGCAUUCAUUUGCUAUUGUCUUCAUAUACUUUUUAGAUCACAGAGUUGAUGAAAAUACUAAAUUUUUAAAGCAUGCAAAUUUUUCACAAUUUUAUGUAACUUUAUAAGGUAGUCUGCCAAUUUUCCAAAAUAUUCUAGACUAAUUAUGAUCCUUAAGCAAUAAUAUAAUUAAAAUGGAUACCCACAGUCACAAGUAGUCAUUGUCAUUAGUAAAUUUCCUAAUAUAAAUUGAUCUGUUUCAAACUGAAAUGCAAUAUAACAUUUAUUUCUUCUGGCUAGUUUGGGCACAUGUACAUCUCAGAUCUAAUCUUUGAAGCCAAUUGAUAAUAUAUAAAAUGUGGAACCUCCGCUAUUCGUACAAUCCAAACUACAAUUAUAUCACUUUGUUUGACACAUGCAAUUUGAGCCACUUUUCUCAAGGUUGAACUGAGUAUAUUGUUAUUUGAGAAUGUAUCCUGCUGUAUUUAUUAUUAUGUUGUGACAUGUCUAAAAAUGUCAAAGCCAUUCUGAAUUAGUCGGCUAGCGGAAUUUAUUAAAUCUGUUUGGUAUGAUGCAGACAAAAUAAUCUGGAUGAAUGACUCAGUGUCUGAUAUAAUUGUUAGAUCUCUUUGCAUUUUAUAGACAUACCCUCUAGUUUUCUACUGGAAUUAUUCUAAAUUAGAAAUCAAGUUGUUGAAAUGAUUUUUGAUAAGAAAGUUGAUCUGAAUUGUCUCUGGGAUGUCAAGAAGGCUUCAUAAUGCAAAAUAUGCAAGCCAAUAAAACUCAUUUAUAUAUGAGUUUUGAUGAAAGUAAAUAGCCAUGUAGAAGCAAUGAACACAAUAGACUUGUACAUUUUUGGAAACAAAUGUGUUGUUAGAACCAAACAAUGGUUAAUAUUAAUCUUUGAAGUUGGAGUCAAUAUAGAUCUAUUGCUCAUCCAAUAAAUGCCUUUCUGAAUGAUAUAAAAGGAACUCACAAGCAAGAAAAAUUGUCCUUGAAAUGCUAUUUAAUUGACAGGAUGAAUAUAGUUCAAACUUACUGACUCAAAUUUAAUGAGUUAAAUGAUCUGUUUAGUUUUCUGCACCAAAUAUACUCACAUUUGUUGUUUAAACUCAUUUUGCAAAUGCAGAAUGCAGAUAAAACUAUUGUUUUUAUAGACUGGAUUUGCCAAGCCACAAUUAAUACAUUUGAAGCUAUGUAUUAUGGCAGACUGCAUUAGAAGAUAUUUAAUAAAAAUAUAUAUUAAUGAACUAUAUAAUCAAUUGAUGAAUUUAAGUUCUGGGUAUGAUGACACAUCUUGGAUUAUAGUAAAAGAAAGAAAAACAGUGUAUUCAAAGAAAUACAGUGUCUUGGAGAAAU